ACGUUUGAGGUGUGUUCCACUGAAGCUCUCAGGCGGCCCGGCGCGGGGCCGCGGCGAGACUUUCAUGCUGAUCUGAUGCCCGGCAAGUUACCCUGCCGAUUCUCGCCGCACACACCUAAAUGGACUUAGAAGGGCUGCGUGAUUUCGGCCGUGGCCGAGAGCGCGAAAUGAGAGACGUCAGUCUUAUGUGAUAGACAAAACGAAUCUGAGUUUAUUAUAACAUAGAGAAAUAUAAUACAACGGAGUGCGCGCGGCGGCGCGCGCAUUUCGCGGUUCAAUAUUCGGACACUUUAAAAGUCUAUGCAAUGGCCAUAUACAAAGACGAUCGAAGUAUGUGAAUAUUUGAUAAUAAAUAAGAGCACCACACGUUAUAUACCUUCAGAUUUUCAGAAAUGGAACUUUAAAAUGACCAAAAAAUGUUUUUGCCACGUCACAUUUGGUAUUUAUGCAGAAGCUCAUUCAUUACAAUGCCAUGCAUGAAAGUCACUUGCAAAAUGAUUUAUUUUUAUUUUUAUUGAGUUAACAUUAUAAGCAGCUUCUCCAGGCCCCAUUUAAUUAACUCAUUAUGUUAUAAUGCAGUUUCAUUGCAUAUAUAUUAUUCGAUUUAGAGCGCAAUUCCGCAGAGUGAAAGUUCCAAAACUUUCAAAAAUUCGCGCUGCUUUUUUCCCAAAAGAGAAAACCGAACGAUUGAGAAACGUCCGAAAAUGGACGUCCACGUCCCUCGAGGGCCAUUCUCGGCCCAAAAUGCAACGUGACAGGUCGCACCGUGCCCGCAGCCACCCCCCGAGACGUGACACCCCCGGCGACAGGGUCAAAGAGUUGGACAAAGAAGGGCUGCAAAAGCGCCUCUUCGAGCUGGUCGAACGCACCGGCUACGUGAUGGUGCAAGAAAACGGACAGCGUCGCUACGGCGGCCCGUGUCCCGGCUGGGGCAACGACCCGCCGCCCCCGGCCUCUGCAGAGCUCUUCGUGUCCCGCAUCCCGUCCAACUGUUUCGAGGACGUGCUCGUGCCGCUUUUCGAGGCCUUCGGACGGCUGUACGAGGUGAGGAUGAUGCUCGACUUCGACGGCACCCACCGUGGAUUCGCCUACGUCAAGUUCUGCAGGACCCAGGACGCGAUAGCGGCCAUGCAUGCCCUGGACAAACACGCGUUGGCUGGCAGCGGACGCACCGGAAUCCGAGUGUCCGAGUCUCGCAACAACUGCGAGGUGGAGGUGUCCAACCUGCCGUGGACGGGUGUCCGCGAGCGUCUGGAGCCCCUGGUGCAGGAGCACACUGAAGGGGUGCGUGCCGUGCGCUGGACCUGCGCCACCCGCGCCCUGCUCGAGUACGAAAGCCACAGGGCUGCGGCCGUGGCUCGCAGGAAGCUGCUCGCCAUUCUGCCUGACCAGUGUGGCCGCGAAGUCCGCGUCCAGCUGGUCCGUCACGACCGUCCCAACCUUCCUCGGCACCAGCAGCAGCCCAUGAUGGGCCAAGCCACAUUCAGGCCUCAACAAAAGCCCCAACACCCUCUGACUGAGAGUGCUGAAGAGUACUGGGCCCGUCGUAAAGCCCUGCAAGCUCAGGCUGCCCCCAGGAGCUCCUGGCCACUGGUGCCUGUUGCCUCGCCGUCCUUCGGCACCCAACCCUUCUUCUGGCCUCCCCAAAAUAAUAUGUAAAUUUGAUGAAGUUUGCAUAACAAAUAUUUUCAGUAACUCUACUUUGAAAUACUCGAAGGAAAUUUUGUAAUGGUUGACAAAUGGAAUCCAAAAAUCCUUCUUUUUAAUUUUACCCUUACUAAUAUUUUUAAAACUAUUGACUUGUCACUGCAUUCAUGACAAACCUUUGUAAAGAAGUGUACUCAUUUGAAAUAAACAGAGAUUUUA
Messenger RNA from Neocloeon triangulifer, 1866 nucleotides. RefSeq names its product dead end protein homolog 1-like. Lineage: Eukaryota; Metazoa; Arthropoda; Insecta; Ephemeroptera; Baetidae. Bases 574 to 1659 code for a protein of 361 amino acids. Gene Ontology annotation, molecular function: mRNA binding. The transcript has 4 exons. Gene Ontology annotation, cellular component: nucleus. The record is from RefSeq and is a predicted model, not a curated record.